ACCACCACCAAAUCGACCAUCGCCGACUCCUCCGGCGAGAUGCCGCUCCCGCUCCGCCGCCUCUCCAGCCCCCUCCGCCGCUCCCUCUCCACCGCCGCCUCGCGCCCCGCCUGGGCGAUGGUCUACCGGAUCUCGACGGCGGAGGAGUCGGCGCGGGGCGCGUCCCUCUCGCUCGCCCCGCCCCCGCUCCCCUCCCGCGUCACCGUCCCCAAGCGGGCCUUCGCUCUGGACCCCCUCCCGGCCGCCGACCGCCGCUUCAUCAACGUCUUCGGCAGCAGCGUCCUCGCCGCGAGCGGCCACGGCCUCCUCCUGCUCGGCGCCUACAAGAACCGCGCCAACGCCUUCGAAAUGUUCGAAGACCGGCCCCCGUCCGCCGUCCCGUUCGAGGUCCUCGACCAGGUGUACGAGCGCUGGUGCUGCUCCGACCCGAUGAGGCUCGCCCGCUUCGUCUGCAACCCCGUCACCGGCGAGAUGGCGCGCCUCCCGGACUUCGACGGCACGGAGGACGCCUUCGCCGCGUCCACGGGCCUCCUCACCCACGCCGACGGCGGGCACGGGCCGCCCAAGAGGUACGCCGCCGCGCAGCUCAGCGUGGUCGACCGCGGACGCCGAUUCCUGCUGCGCCGGCUCACUUCAGAGACAGGAAAGUGGGACGAGCUGCUGCUGCCGUCCCCGCUGCCGCCUGGGCGCCGGAUGCACAUGAACCACGAGGUACUGGACUUCGGGGGCCGGCUCUGGUGGGUGGACGUGAGCUGGGGCGCCGUCAGCGUCGACCCGUUCAGCGACCGGCCUGAGCUCUGCCCCGUCGAGCUGCCAGGAGGCAGCGUGCUUCCUAACCAACAGAGCGCUAUAGAGAUGUGGCAGCUCCUCCUGCACAGGCGCAUGGGGGUCAGCGGCGGCAGGCUGCGGUUUGUGGAGGUUUCUGAGGAGGAGCCCUUCCGCAUCAAGUCGUUCACGCUGGACGGCGAGAGUGGCCGUUGGACGCUGGAGCAUCAGGUGUCGUGGAGAACUCUCUAUUCCGAUGCCAAGGCGACGCCUUUGAUUGCUGCCAUUGAUCCACUCGACCCCGACUCGCUGUAUUUCACCGUGCUUGUGGGCAAGGCAUCAUGUUUAAGCGUGGAUCUCUCUGUGCCUGUCGGCAAAGCAUUAUGUUUAGGCGUGGACAUGCGCUCGAAGAGACCGACUGAGUCUAUGGCAUUAGGUGGUGGCGGCGUUCAUCCAAGCAAGUGCAACUCAAGCUUCGUUCUGCCAUGUGUGCUCCCCUCAUUUCUCGGAUCAAGCUCCAUUCCAGGCAAGAACGGCCUCAUGAAAAACAAGACUCUGGCAGAUAUUCUGGUUCGUUCAGACAAACAGCCGAAUGCCUGAACGGUACCGAUUUACCACCUAACGAAUCUCUGGGUACUUUCUCUUAGCUAAUGGUCAUUUGUGAAUGCAUUUUUGGCUAUAUAUCAUCCCUUCACAUGUCUAUGAUGCUGUAUUGUUCUUUUAUAUAUUCGUUACUCAAUCCAUGCAUUUUA
Messenger RNA from Triticum urartu, 1517 nucleotides. RefSeq lists its product as uncharacterized. Lineage: Eukaryota; Viridiplantae; Streptophyta; Magnoliopsida; Poales; Poaceae. The record is from RefSeq and is a predicted model, not a curated record.